AAAACCCAGAACCGGAGUUGGAACGCCAAGAACUCUCGGAUUCACACACUCGCUAGUGUCUUGCGAGCUAAAUUUCCUGGAUGGAGCUCGAGUUCAGACAUAGAGAUUAUAUAACAGAGGAAAAGGCUUACUCUCUCCCUCGUCUACCUGCAGGAACUCAUCCUCUGUCCACUUCCCCUGAAACGCUUCACCAGGAAUCUGUUAAAGGUUGAUUUGGUGCAUAAGGAGAAGGAAGAAAAUGAUUUUUUUGAUCCACUUAGCAAGAUCAAUGAGAAAAAGGAAGUUUCUUUUGAGGAUUUUCAAGAUGAAGAGAUUACAGGAGGACCGUCCAAUGAAGCUUCUGUCCAGUCUUCUUCCAAGGAAUGGACUUCUUUUAAGAAAAUCUUGAUGCAGAGAUUUUCUGCAUCUAAGAAUAUCCCGUUAUCUUCAAUUUCAAAUGCAAUUAUGAAGACUGGAAAGGGUAUGAUGCAUCUUGUAUUGGCUUUUUUAUUCUGUACCUAGAAUAAGCUUAUUGCUCCCAGGGGUAAGGCUGUUCAAAACCUAAUUCUUCCAAGACCCUGCAUUUAUAGGAGUCGCAAUUGCUUGUAACUGACAAAUCACCUGUGGAUUCACAUUUGGAAGAACUGGAUGAUCCUCAAAAAUUUACAGAAGAAGGUCUUAAAGUUAUAAGUCAGAGGGAAUAUGUUUUACGUUUAUAUGAACUCAAAGAUGAGAUUGCGCUUUCUUGGAGUAAAAAGGAGCAUGUGACAUCUUUGAAAUUGUGCAUCAGGGUUGCCAGACUUCUGAUGGACACAUCUGUUGUACAAUUUUAUCCAACACUAUUCGUUCUAGCCACAGAUGUGAUGGAUAUGCUGGGUGAUAUGGUAUGGCAACGAAUUAGACAGAAAGCUGAGCACACGGAAGAUAGAAAAUUCGUUUCUUCUUUGCCAGAUGAUUUUGAAGCCAAUAGUAUUUCUGAUGAUGCUAAAGAAACUUGCAACAACUGGUUCUCCAAAAUCGGUUCCAUCCGUGAGCUUCUUCCGCGCAUCUAUCUGGAACUGGCCGUACUGCCAUGCUGGCGUUUCCUUGUUGACAAUCCUAUGAGUAGCCUCCAGCGCUUGGCCAUGAUGACAAGAGGCAUUGCAGAUCCAAUAGCCUUGGCCUACUGCCACUUAUAUAUGGUUCACCGAGCUCAAAAACUACCUCAACACGAUUUAGGAUACCUUGUCACUGGCAUCAAUGACUUGAAAUUUGUAAUGAUGCGCAUUCUUUCACUGCAAGAAACAACUUGCAUAAUCUCUCUAGCAGAUAGAAGGUUGCUUUUGAGCCUCAUGGAACCUGCUAUUGAGUAUAUGAUGAGAUGCAUAUUUAAGGAUUUAAAUCAGGUUCAAGUUCGUGAUGUAAUUGUGGGGCUUGGACUUGGAAAGGACAAGUCACAUUUAUUUGGAGACUGUUCAUGCAUUUCAGUUAUUCUUCAUCAUUUACUAAAGGAGCUCCCUACUGGACUAAUCUGUGCUAAUGCCAUGAGUAUUCUUCAUCUGAUUGAGUGCAAUAUUGAUUUUUCAUAUGAUCAGUAUUUGAAUUACAAGUUGCUUGGACUCAGGCUGUGUGAAAACAUUUCUCGAGUGAAUGAGGCCAUAGCUUUAGUGGAUAAGGUCAUUCAGGUCAUUUCUUGCUAUGAUAGACUACAUGAAUAUUUGGAGGUUUUAGAUGCUUAUGUGGAUAUUGUUCUGCAUAAUCAAAUGCACAUUUAUUUGAACACAAUAUUGAAUGAAAUAUUUGAGCGAUUAUGUGCUAAAGGGAUUGAUAAGAAUGCUCUAUCAGGCUUGCAGUCUUUCCUUUUGAAGCUCGUUACUCAUUUUGAUCAUUUGGAAGAUAUAUUAUCACUGAGCCAUUUUGUUGACAUCUUAGACGUGAUGCACGGAAGCUCAAGGAACAUCAUCAACAUUAGCAUCCUUAGAAUGGCAACAAGGAACACUUGCAUUGACGAUCCAACUAUCAUUCAUUUUCUGUUUGAAGUUUCUCAGGUGUUGCAUGAUGGGACAGACUUCUCAAACAUAAGAAAUGAUGAAAAUCAACAUUCAGCACGCCUAAUUUCUCGUUUUGUGAACAUGGUUGAUUAUGGGCGAGAUUUUGAACGCAAUUUGUCAUUUCUGGUUGAUUGCCGCGGAGCCUUUGGUGACAUGAUUGAACUCAAGGAGACGCUUGUUCACUCCAGCAAUCUUUUAUCCAUUAAGCUUAUGAAAGAGAGCAGUAAUCUUUUCGCUUUUGCCAAAUCUUGCCUAACAUUUAGUGAAGUUACAAUAGCUGCUAUUCCUGAUUGCUUUAGGCGGUUCAGUCUCUAUCUUGAAACAGCAGAGGUUGCUUUGAUGGGUGGAUUAGUUUCUCAUGCAGAUGGACUUAUAGAUUCAGCGCUCUGCUAUUUGCAGGACUUUGAUUUAGUGGAUGGUUUGCGGACAACUAACGAUACUGAAGCAAAUCUUUCCUUGAUAUGCAAGCUAUGCAAUCUCAUGAUUGUGGUCCCAGGUAAUGUUGAACAAGGAUUCUUGGAUGGCCCCAAGAAAAUAUUUUCUUUCCUCGAUUCCCAACCAUGGAUGACCUCAAAAUUAAAGAUCAAGGGGAUGUGCGCUCUUAUUUCAAUUUUAGCAGCAUUUUCCCAAAAUGCAAUACCCUUACAAUUAAUACCUGGGAAGGUAAUAGGCAAUCAUGAGUUAAUUUAUGGUGAUCCAACUUGUUCAGAAGAAAUUUUGUCAUUUUCUCGUGCUAUUAUUGAGAAAAUUGUGGAUAUUGUCUUACAAGAGCCUUCACAGGCUACUAGUGGAAAUCUUGCACUUGAAGGUUGCAGCUCCAUAGCUUCAUCAUUUAGAGUACGCACAGACAUACUCACAAUCUGCUCCAGACUGUUGGAAAUAGCCGAGUUAAGCCUGAGUUCUGAUGAUAGAUAUUUGGUGUCUACCAAAAACUUUGUAAAUACGUGCCAACUUUGUUGUCAGGAGGAUGGACAUUUGCAGAAUUCAGAAAGCAUGACUGGUUAGACUUUUUGGUGCAAAGGUUUGUGUAGUUUUGUAUAGUGUCUUUGUUGUAGGUAUGUAAUGGUAUCGAACAGUAGCCAGGCAACAGACCAGCUCCCAGUGGCAGGUUUAUGAACAGCACAGAACUAAUUUACCAACAGGAAGAACCAAUAUGAACUGAUGAAUAAUCAAUGAAUUAGUAUUGAUAUUGAUUGAAAA
Messenger RNA from Coffea arabica (coffee), 3209 nucleotides. Lineage: Eukaryota; Viridiplantae; Streptophyta; Magnoliopsida; Gentianales; Rubiaceae. The record is from RefSeq and is a predicted model, not a curated record.